Manis pentadactyla (Chinese pangolin) is the source of this 2730-nucleotide messenger RNA. RefSeq names its product FA complementation group C (gene FANCC). The transcript is spliced from 18 exons. NCBI's taxonomy places the organism in Eukaryota, Metazoa, Chordata, Mammalia, Pholidota, Manidae. Bases 677 to 2407 code for a protein of 576 amino acids. Gene Ontology annotation, biological process: cellular response to oxidative stress; nucleotide-excision repair; interstrand cross-link repair. The record is from RefSeq and is a predicted model, not a curated record. Gene Ontology annotation, cellular component: Fanconi anaemia nuclear complex.
GCGCGGCCCCAAUGCGGGGCGACCGCGGGAAAAUUCCAAAAAGGUCAAAACAAAAUAAAAAGCCAGUACGAGGCGAAGCCAAAUUUUCAAGCCGCAGAACCCAGGCGGCGGCUCCCUUUCGGCCACUGCCCAAACUGCCGAAGCAGCUCCGGCGCGGACCACCCGCUUCAGAGAAGAUGUGAUAGAAUGAAAUGAAUGUAUGGAGAGAAGUAUGGGAAAACUCUUACAGUUACCAGUUUAAUGAAGGAUAUCAUAAAGGAUACAAGCCAACAGCCAGAUGAAGAGAUACACAGGUCAAGGUCCUGAAUAAAGGGGUAUCUGUCUUUGUGGAGCUUGGGGCCUGGCUCAGAGGCAUGUGGAAGCAUCUGGUUCCCCAAGUGUAGAAGCUCUCUGAACAGCUGUUUUAGAGUAGCUAAAAGAGCCAUGUUUUGAAGACACUGAAGAACUGCAAAGGAACUCAGGACUCAAGGGUUAUGAACCUGAGUGAAGAAAGCUCAGAGCACUGAGCAGACACUCCACAGCCACUCUUCACUCUCGGGCAUUUGCCAUUUUGUGAGAAGCUGGGAGAGACCAAGACCCUGAGCCACCAAAGGUCAGAGAGAUUGAUGUGCGCCCAGUUUCCUUCAGUGUUUGGCAGGCCUCUGGGAAGGUACAGCAUCUUUGUUCUUUCUUGGAGAUGGCUCGAGAUGCGGUCAGCCUUUCUUCUGACUACCAGUUUUGGAUGUGGAAGCUCUCAGUGUGGGACCAGGCCUCCACACUGGAAGCCCAGCAGGACACCUGCCUCCAUCUGCCUAGGUUCCAAGAGUUCCUGAGGCAGAUGUAUGAAGCCUUGAAAGAGAUGGAUUCACAUACUAUCAUGGAAAGAUUCCCCACAAUUGGUCAACUGUUGGCAAAAACCUGCUGGAAUCCAUUUAUCUUGGCAUAUGAUGAAAGCCAGCAAAUUCUCAUGUGGUGCCUUUGUUGUCUGAUGAGUAAAGAGCCACAGGAUUCUGGAGAACCAAGACUUAACUCCUGGACGCGGGGGUUGUUAUGUCAUAUACUGACAGCCUGCAGAGUUGAUAUGAAAGAAGCUGGUCUUUUUGCUCAAGAUCUUGGGUUUGCACCUGCAGAUUAUUAUCCUGGUUUGCUUAAAAAUAUGGUUUUAUCAUUAGUGUCUGAACUCAGAGAGAAUCAUCUUAAUGGAUUUAACACUCAAAGGCGAAUGGCCCCUGAGCAGGUGAGGUCCCUGUCACGAGUUUGUAUACCACUGGUGACCCUGCCAGAUUUCGAACCCCUGGUGGCGGCUCUGCUCACCUACCAUGGACAUGAACCUCGGGAAGUGCUCUGGCCUGAGUUCUUUGACGCUGUGAAUGAGGCCUUUUUGUUGAAGAAGAUUUCUCUGCCCACGUCAGCUGUUGUCUGCCUCUGGCUCCGGCACCUUCCCAGCCUCGAGAAGGCAGUGCUGCACCUUUUUGAAAAGCUGAUCUCCAAUGAGAGAAAUUUUCUGAGGAGGAUUGAAUGCCUUGUGAAAGAGUCACUGCUGCCUGCAGCAGCCUGUCACCCUGCCAUAUUCAGAGUCAUCGAUGAGAUGUUCAGGUGUGUGCUCCUGGACACUGACGGCGCCCCGGGCAUGCUCACUGCCAUCCAGGUCUUUACACGGUGCUUUGUGGACGCUCUGGAAAGAGAAAACAAGCAGGUGCGGUUUGCCCUCAAGACCUACUUCCCUUAUGCUCCUCCAUCUCUCAUCACGGUGCUACUCCAACGUCCAAAAGACAUCCCACGAGGGCUGUGGCACCAGCCCCUGGAACGUAUUUCUGGAAUGCUCAGAGAAAUAGCUGAGGACCAGACUCACGGGUCCUGCGGAGGGCCCUUUGAAUGCUGGUUUUUGUUCACUCACUUUGGAGAAUGGGCUGAAAUCACAGCUGAGCAGUUACUGAUGUCAGAAGCUGGACCCCCUGAGGCCCUGCUGUGGCUCUUGGUAUUCAGCUACAGCCCACCCAACCGGAGUCAGCAGAGAGCACAGACCAUGGUGGAGGUGAAGGCAGUGCUGGGCCGCCUCACGACGCUGUUCAGAAGUCCAAUCUUCUCGGCCAGGGACGUGCAGGCAGCAGCUGGAGAACAGGGAGCUGCGGCCGCCAGGCCACCUGCGUGUCAGCGGCUCAUCAGGCAUCUCCUCCUUAACUUCCUGCUCUGGGCUCCCGGGGGCCACGCAGUCGCCCGCGAAGUCAUUACCCUGAUGGCUCCAACUGAGGAGAUAACACACGAAAUCGCUGGCUUUCUUGACCAAACUGUGUGCAGGUGGGACCGUGUUUGUAUGGAAGCCCCAUGGCCAAGACAGCUGGCCAUGGAGCUCCUGACAGAGCUGCACUCACAGGGCCACCUCAGGCCUGUGGAAAUGCAGCCACCACGGGGGGCGCAGGCUUGCUGAGGCCAUGAGACUCAAGCCCAGCACGGACGCCGUGGUGCUGGGCCACCCUUCGGCAGCCGGCAGCAGGCACACAGGCCAGCCCUCCUGUGGGAGAGCAUUGCCCGGCAAGGUGCCCGGUUCCUGUGCUGACUCAGUUUCUUCGAAUUUGCUCCACUCUGACUGCGCCUGAGGAGCUCCUCUGCCCCUGGGGACGGGUGACGGGGUGGAGGACCGACAUGUCCUGGAGAUGUUCAAAGAGGUUAUGUGUCAGCUAUCUGGUUAACUGACAUGGGACCUGGGAACUUCUAAUAAAGAAAUGGUUACCCCGAGGUUAAUAUUUCACA